This is a messenger RNA of Marchantia polymorpha subsp. ruderalis, 2151 nucleotides long. Lineage: Eukaryota; Viridiplantae; Streptophyta; Marchantiopsida; Marchantiales; Marchantiaceae. The record is from the annotation of a GenBank genome assembly.
CUAAAGCUUGGAGGAGUGAGUGGGGAAGGGUGGCGAGAGUGGAGGGACACGAACGAGGAAAAGCAACAAGCGCUUGGGCAUCGAGGAGGAAAGAUCGUUGAUCGAAUGGUGGUUGGCUCGUUUGCCUCGCAGGCCGACCUCGACCUCGAACGAACCCGGCCACCACCACCAGCUCCAGCUCCACCACGAGCAAUCAGCUGCAGCUGCUGCAGCAGCAGGGCCCAGCCCCGAGCCGUCUGUGGGACCGAGCUGAUCACGCGGCACUCGCUGGCUCUGCUGGUGGUAUUCAGGCACCACUGAGCUCUCAUCCAACGAGGAGGAGGAGGAGGGCGAGCAGCAGCAGCAGCAGCCCAGCAAGGUGAGCGAGUCGUCCCGUCCUGCAUCUGGUUUCUGAAGUGAGGCUGUCAGUCCAAACAUUCGCCUUUCCUCGAGGUCCUCUCGUUCAGACAUCGAUCGUUCUGUCUGCUCUCGUCUCGUAACGCAUUCUCGCGUCGCUGCCUGAGGCUUGCACGGAGCCGAGGCUCGCGCAAGAGAAGAAGUCGAUCAGAAAAGGAGUCGAAUUGGAGCGACCAUGGCGUCCGAGAUCGCAGCCGCGACAUGGCUGACAGUGCUGAUGGCACUGGUGGCAUUUCUGAGCGCCGAGGGCCGCAACCUUCUGGCGGAAGACACGCCCGCCACCAAGACUAAGAACAAAACCGUCGAAGAAAUCCUCACGUACGAGACCUUCAAUGGCAUCUUCCCCCACAGGAACGACCCGCUCUCCAAAGCGCAGGGCUUUUACACGUACGAGUCUUUCAUCCAGGCGGCGGGCAUGUUCAAGGACUUCGCCACCGUGGGCGGCGAGCAAAUGCAGAGGCGCGAGCUCGCUGCGUUUUUGGCCCACGUCGCUCGCGGAACCACAUGUGGUUUCUCCAAAGCCACAGACGGUCCUUACGCCUGGGGUCUGUGCUACUACCAAGAGCUCUCCCCAUCCAGCCUCUACUGCAAGGACGACUUCAACUAUCCCUGCGUGGCCGGAGUGAGUUAUCACGGUCGUGGAGCCUUCCCCAUCUACUGGAACUACAACUACGGGCCCGUAGGCAAGGCUCUCGACAUCGACCUUCUGAACCGUCCCGACAUGAUCUCGAGCAACUCCACUUUGGCCUUCGCAUCUGCGAUGUGGUACUGGAUGACUCCCCAGAAGCCCAACCCUUCCCCUCACUCGGUCAUGGUCGGCGAAUGGGAGCCCACCGACGACGACAAGCUCGGAUACAUUUUACCUGGAUUCGGAGCGACCACCAACAUUCUGAACGGACAGAUCGAAUGCGGCCACGGUGAGGACUGGCGUGGACAGGAGAGAAUUAGCUUCUACCAAACCUUCGCUGCGUACUUGGGCGUCGAAGAUGUGGGUGAGAACCUCGACUGCGGGCUGCAGAAAAUGAUGCCCUCAGGAUACACCGUCAUGUAGAGGAUUCGGCCCUGGCGGCGGUAAUGUCGUGGGAAAUCGGGGGGCUCUGAAGGGAAUUCUGGUGCAUGAUCAUCACUGCGUCUGUACGUGUGGCUGGCUGGUCGACCUUCAAAGCCCGAUGGACGAAUGCUCGGAACGAAGGAAAGAAGUAAGGAUCGAAGAACACAUGAGUGUAAAAUCAGAUAGAUAUAAACACACUGUCUUGUAUAGAUAAGGUUGUGAGAAGGCGCUCGGAUCUCGGAGGGCGUAGCUGUCGGUGGCCUGUGAUUCUGAACUGAUUCGGCGUCUUCUCGAGUCAAGCACCGUGCGAGUAUGGAGGAUGGAAGGGUACCUGUCCCUACCGAGUCUCAUCUACGAUUUGUACCUAAUUUUCUUGUGAAAAGAUUUGUAAGCUAAAGCAACCAUCUGCUAUGCCAGUGCUGCAAUAAGUCUCUCUCCCGGUGGAUGCCCAUCAUUGUAGGAAGGAAAGGCCAUCUUUGUCACCGGAUGUUCACUGACAGUGCGAUAGCUCUGCCGCCCAAGCGUCGGUGAUCUGUUGCCUGAACGUCCCAUCGUCAGAUGUGGAAGUUUCUAGGUCGUACUCUCGCGUAUUCCAUACACUUCUAUGUAAAGCUGAUCUCAUGCAUUAUAAUCAAUUUAAGCGACUUGUAUUUUACUCAGCAAUGUGAGAGCUGUUGCCUGAGCUAAUCUCUCAACCAGAUAUC